Messenger RNA from Penicillium longicatenatum, 2634 nucleotides. RefSeq lists its product as uncharacterized. Lineage: Eukaryota; Fungi; Ascomycota; Eurotiomycetes; Eurotiales; Aspergillaceae. The coding region runs from base 1 to 2634 and encodes 877 amino acids. Gene Ontology annotation, cellular component: cell wall; membrane; cytosol. Gene Ontology annotation, molecular function: serine-type endopeptidase activity; tripeptidyl-peptidase activity. The record is from RefSeq and is a predicted model, not a curated record. Gene Ontology annotation, biological process: proteolysis. The transcript is spliced from 2 exons.
AUGGCACCAAUUUGGCCAUGGUUAGGCGCCCUCCUCGCCUUGCCCCUGGCUCUAGCCGGAAAGCAUGGAGAUGCUGUGCCCAAAUCCUAUAUUGUGGAAUUUAGCAAUCCUCAUAUCUCGGCCGAAAACUUCGUCAGCGGCCUUGCCCGACACGGGAUUCAGCUCAGUCUUGAGCGCGACUUGUCCUUUGCUCUAUUCCACGGAGGCUCCUUUAGCUUACUCGGAGACACAAAGAACGAGGCCGCCAUUGUGAAGAAGAUCUCAUCUUUCAGCGGAAUUAAGAGUAUCGCUCCUGUCCGCGAGGCUCAUUUGCCCGCACGACAAGUUUCAGUAGCACACGAUGCCUCUUCCACGAACCAUGCCCAUCGCCUGAGCCGCCGUGGCGUGGGUUACUCAAUUGGGUCUAAUGAUGUCCCUCACCGCAUGACCGGAGUCGACAAGCUGCGCGAGGAAGGAUACCUGGGAAGUGGAUUACGAGUCGCUGUCGUGGACUCUGGUGUUGAUUACAAGCACCCUGCUCUCGGUGGUUGUUUUGGGCAGGGCUGCCUGGUAGAAUUUGGCCAUAACCUCAUUGAUAACAACAACGACCCUUAUGAUGACUGUGAUGGGCACGGAACUCACGUAUCAGGUCUUAUCGCCGCCCAGCCGAACCCAUACAACUUCACCGGUGUGGCCCCUAAUGUCACCUUAGGCCACUACAAAGUGGCGAGUUGCGCGAAAAGCUCUUCCACCGACCUAAUCAUGGAGGCUUUCAAAAUGGCCUAUGAAGCCAAAGCUGAUAUCAUCACUACGUCGAUUGGUGGGUACAGUGGUUGGUCUGAGGAGCCGUGGGGAGUCCUCAUUCAGCGGAUCGUCCAGGCCGGUGUUCCGUGCAUGGUUGCUGUUGGAAAUGACGGCCAGUAUGGAAUGUUCUACGCCUCUGAUGGAGCUGACGGUAAAGGUGCCAUUGGCGUUGGAGCAGUAAAUAACCUGAUGGCUCCCAUGUUACUCAACAAGGCUACGUAUUCCACUAGGAACUCCACCAAAGAGUUUGGUUGGUCUAUUUCCGGGGAUGCAGACUUUGUCAAUGGAACAUACCAGUUGUACCCUCUGAGUCUGAAUACUUCUGUUGAGAAUGAUGGAUGUCAGGUCUUACCCUCUAGCACACCUGAUCUUUCCAAAAAGAUUGUUUUGAUAAGACGCGGUGGUUGUUCUUUCGAGAAUAAGGCACUCAAUGCUGUCAACGCCGGUGCAAAGAACAUUCUUUUCUAUAACAAUGCUCCUGGUACCGACCAAUUCUCUUUCACCAAGCACGGUCUGACCGGAAUCGGAAUGGUACCAACGGGUACUGGUGAUGAGUGGGUGAGACUGGCGGCAAAAAAUACUACCAUUAUCCUUCGCAUGGUCAGUAAGAAGUACGCUUCUACGAUCUUAGUCAACGAGGUGAACAGCCAGGCUGGAGGCUUUGUGAGCGAGUUCACACAGUGGGGGCCGAGUAACGAGCUCGCCCAAUUGCCUUCUCUUGCUGCUCCUGGUGGUUUCAUGAUCUCAACAUACCCUCUUGCCCUCGGAGGCUAUGCCGUGGAAUCUGGGACCUCAAUGGCAACUGCCUACUUCGCGGGCUGCAUCGCUCUGUUGAUGGAAGCUCGAGGCAAAGCCUCGCCGGCCGUUAUUCAGUCGCUCUUUUCAACGAACGCAAAUCCAAACGUGUUUAACGACGGUGUUUCAACCUAUGAAUGGCUUGACUCAGUCGCUCAACAGGGUGCCGGUCUCAUCAACGCAUACGAUGCAGUCCACUCAAAGACCAUCUUCAACGUCAGCAGUAUUAGCUUCAAUGAUACUGAGCACAUAGCACCUGUUUAUUUCAGCAUAAAGAACACCGGCUCCGAUACUAUCGUAUAUACCAUCGACCAGGUUGGCAGUGGAACAGUCUACACUCUCGCCGAUGAUGGCACCACCACCCCGGUCUUCUUUGACUCUGGCGAUUUCAUGGAAACUGUCACUGAAUAUGCGUCGCUCACAUUCAGCUCUCGCCUUAUAUCCAUUAGCCCCAAUCAGACAGCUGUCGUCAAGGUAACUGCCACCCCACCAAAGGGACUGGAUGCCACUCGCAUCCCUGUCUACAGUGGCUAUAUCACCCUAAACGGAACAAAUGAUGACUCCUUCUCAAUCCCGUACUUGGGUGCUGCAAAUUCUAUGCGCAAUGUUACCAUCCUUGACACCAAGCACGGCGACAAUUAUCUCUUCUCCAGUGAGAGCAGCACCCACGUCCAAGGGAAUGAUUUGUUCACUCUGCCCGCCCCUGGCACCACUGGCAACAACACUAGUCACCCUAUCUUCAAGCUGUCAAGAUCGAUGGGGACAAGCCUUCUAGACAUUGAUGUAAAGGCGAGCAACGGUACGGUUCUUGGAUCCGUUCCCGGUUAUCCGAAACAUUUCCUUUCCCGCUCGGCUACUGGCUCCACGAAGGUUCCUUGGUCUGGAGAGCUGGCGGACGGAAGUUAUGUGGCUAACGGUAUUUAUUCUUUGCGUGUGAGAGCACUUAAGAUCUUUGGUGACCUGAAGAAUGAUGCGGACUACGAUGUUGUUGAGACACCUCGCUUCCAGGUUCAGUAUGAAGGGAGCGAAAGUUUGAAGGCUCGUCGCCACUGGUGA